AUAUAUAUAUAUAGAUAGAUAGAUAGGUAGGUAGUAGUAGAGUACUGAUCAUCAUCAGGCUCCCUCGCCAUCUUCAUCUUCAUCUUCAACUUCAUAUUCUUUCUGUUACAUAUUGCUUAUAAUUCUAUUUCAAGGAGCUGGUAUGGCUAUGGAGGAGGGAGGUGAGAUGGGAGAUUUCUGCAGUGGCUAUCUGGUGGUGAACCCAGAAGAAGCAACCAUUUUGGAUCUCCUUCGCUUGCUGUGCUCCGGUGCUGAUGGGGAAGGAAGAGGGUUCAUAGAUUGCUCGCCGGAGAAGAAGAAGCUGGUUCUUGAAGAUUUCUGGGGGAGAUGGCUCAUCUUCGUCUCCAUUCUAGCACAGAAAGUCCUUCAAUUGUGCAAGAAGCCCAUGGCCCAGAUAGGGUCCCUGCUCGAGCUCUGGCUCAAUCUCUUGUCAAGCAAUGGCGGCACCCUCCCCAAACUCUUGCUCAAUAUCUUAAGAGGGAAGGUGGUGAUACCAGAUAGAGGGUCUGCAACAUUCUCGUCGGUGAUCGGAAAUCUUGACGAGCGAGUAGAAUUAGACCGGCGAAUCAGGUGGUAUGAUCAUGGUGACAGAAUGAGGUAUGAAGCUUCCUUGGCCGUCAUGGCUGCAAAGUUGUCAUACGAGAAUGAGGCCUUCAUCCGCACCGUAGUCACAGAUCAUUGGGAGAUGACAUUCUUGGGUUCCUACAACUUCUGGAAUGAUUAUCAGGAAAAACUAUCAACACAAGCCUUCAUGUUCAAGGACACCAAAGCUGAUCCUGAGCUCAUCGUGGUGGCAUUUAGAGGCACUAGCCCUUUCGACGCAGAUGAUUGGCAGGUGGAUGCCGAUGUCUCGUGGUUGGAGCUGGAGGGUGUCGGCAAAAUGCACGCUGGCUUCAUGAAAGCCCUCGGCAUGCAAAAGGGGAGGGGUUGGCCAAAGGAGAUUGCCCAAGAAGGGGAACGAGCUUAUGCCUAUUACGCCAUCAGACAGAAGCUGAGGGAAACUAUGGAGAAGGAAGAGAGGGCAAGAUUCGUAGUGACGGGGCACAGCUUGGGCGGAGCGCUGGCACUUCUGUUUGCAGGGAUUCUGGUUUUGCACGAGGAGAGAGAAAUGCUGGAGAGGUUGGAAGGGGUGUACACGUUUGGGCAGCCGAGGGCGGGAGACGAGCAGUUUGGGUUGUUCAUGGAGGAGAAGUUUAGAGGGCAUAACGUGAGGUACUUCAGGUACGUUUACUGCAAUGACAUGGUGCCCAGGCUGCCUUAUGAUGGCAAAGCUCUUUUCUACAAGCACUUCGGAGAGUGCCUCUACUACAACAGCUGCUAUCAAGGAAAGAUUGUAGGGGAGGAGCCGGACAAAAACUACUUCUCCAUGUGGUGGGCAAUUCCGAAGAGCUUGAACGCACUUUGGGAGCUUAGUAGGAGUUUCAUUAUCCCUUACAUGGAGGGUCCAGACUACAAAGAGGGAUGGUUUCUCAGAUUGUUCAGAGUGAUUGGCCUGUUUAUUCCGGGAUUGUCAGCUCAUUCUCCUCAAGAUUAUGUUAACUCUACGCGAUUAGGAUAUUUGCCUAGCACGCUCUAGGGAUCAAUUCAUUCAAGGAGUCGAUAACCCUUCAUUAGACAGGAAGAAAUUAAUGAAGUGGUGAUUCUUCUAUAUAUAGAACAGCUAUAGAUUGUAACACAGAGACUGUAGACAGCAAUUGAACUAAUUUUCACUGAGAAAAAAAUAAGACCAGUAAUUUAAAUGCAAAGGGUGUGCUUGAGAA
Molecule: messenger RNA, 1760 nt
Organism: Malania oleifera
Lineage: Eukaryota; Viridiplantae; Streptophyta; Magnoliopsida; Santalales; Ximeniaceae
Product: triacylglycerol lipase OBL1-like
Exons: 5
Coding region: 143-1576 (477 amino acids)
Biological process (GO): lipid metabolic process
Molecular function (GO): triacylglycerol lipase activity
Source: RefSeq, a predicted model, not a curated record